Molecule: messenger RNA, 1005 nt
Organism: Candida tropicalis MYA-3404
Lineage: Eukaryota; Fungi; Ascomycota; Pichiomycetes; Serinales; Debaryomycetaceae
Gene: SEC20
Product: Sec20p
Exons: 1
Coding region: 1-1005 (334 amino acids)
Biological process (GO): retrograde vesicle-mediated transport, Golgi to endoplasmic reticulum
Cellular component (GO): endoplasmic reticulum; SNARE complex
Molecular function (GO): SNAP receptor activity
Source: RefSeq, a predicted model, not a curated record
AUGUCGAUUACAUAUUAUACCAAACUAGAUCAAUUACAAGUUAAGAUUUAUGAUUUGCUCAGUUCUUUAAGUCAAUUGCCUGAUCUUGAAGACGAAGCAAGUUUCCAAACAUCAUAUAAUAAUAUAACACUAGAAAUUGAUCAAUUGUUGAUUGAUUAUAAGGAUUAUCUUCGUAUUUUGAAAUCAAAAGAUAAAUCAAAUCGUUUAAAAACCUAUGAAUUGAAAUAUCAAUCAUUAAAGCAAAAAUUGCGUAAUUUACAAGUUUACAUAAAUGAACAAAAACAAGAUAAAUUACAUGAGUAUAGAAUUAAACAUUUCAAUCUUGAUAAUAAACCAAAAGAAGAUGAUUCUACAAAUGACACAACUUCAGCAAGAGAUCAAUUAUUUGCUAAUAGAUCACAAAAAAUUCAAAAAGAAUCAGAAUUAUCAAUUAAUCAACAAAUAGUUCAACAAAAUAAACAAAUAACUAAAUCUUUACAAACUUCAAGACAAUUAUUAUCGGCUAGUAUUUUACAAAGUGAAUUAAAUAUUGAAAAUCUUGAUCAACAAACUAAAGAUUUAUAUAAAUUAAAUGAAAAUUUCUUACAAUUUAAUGAUUUAUUAAAUAAAUCCAAACAAAUUGUUAAAUUUAUUGAAAAACAAGAUAAAGCUGAUCGUCAAAGAAUUUAUUUAAGUAUGGGGUUUUUCAUUCUUUGUUGUUGUUGGGUUGUUUACAGAAGGAUUUUGAGAAGACCAAUAAAAAUCUUACUAUGGUCUUUUUUUAAAAUAUUCAACAUAUUUGGAUGGUUAUUUGGUGGAAGCGGAAGUGUUGGAAAAGUUACUGAAGAGUUAUCAACUACUGAGAUACUAAUGUCUACGAUUGUUGCUGCUACAUCGUCUGUUCUUGAUGAAAUUGCAGAUACAACGAGCUUGAUAGAAUCGGUUGUGGAUGCACUUAGUUCUGGAGAGUCAAUUAUCGAAUCAGUUACAUCUACGGUAUCAGAAAGAAUUGUCGACGAAUUAUAG